AUGCCCUAUAUUUUAAGGGCGUUACAGCAGCAUAUGCUAAGUUCAAGCGCUGCAGGGUCAUUGUCAUGUGCUUCAAAGAUUUCGACUAGGAAAUUGCGUCAGAUUCCGGUGACGGCGAAAGGCGGACAAGCACCAGGCAUGGCGAUCUCCGAUGGUCAACAUCAACAGAACAAGUGGAGGCUCUGCCCGAUUUGGCAAUCAGCGACGGCCUCUUCCUCCUCUUCUACUCAGAAUCUUCACAACAACUCGCAGAAUAACUACCACCACAACGGCGUCUCUUCUGAUGACCGCUCUGCCUCCACCGUAUCCUCAGUCGCCAGAUCGAUUCUCCCCGCUCGACGUCGACUACGUUUCGAUCCUUCUAAUAAUCUCUACUUUCCUUAUGAGCCAGGAAAGCAGGCUAGAAGCGCCGUUAGGAUUAAGAAUUCCAGCAAGUCUUACGUUGCUUUCAAGUUUCAAACUACUGCACCAAAAAGUUGUUAUAUGCGACCCCCUGGAGGUAUCCUUGCUCCUGGAGAAAGCCUCAUUGCUACUGUGUUCAAGUUUGUGGAGCACCCAGAGAACAGUGAAAAGUCUAUAGGUCAGAAGAGUAAGGUCAAGUUCAAGAUCAUGAGUCUGAAGGUGAAAGACGGCAUGGAUUACGUGCCUGAGUUGUUUGAUGAACAAAGGGAUCAGGUAACUGUUGAGCGUGUAUUGCGAGUUGUCUUCUUGGAUCCAGGACGCCCUAGUCCUGCACUAGAAAAACUAAAGCGUCAAUUGGCUGAAGCUGAUAUUGCCACGGAAGCACGCAAGAAGCUUCCGGUUGAUGCAGGUCCACUAGUCGUUGGAGAAGGUUUUGUGAUAGAUGAAUGGAAAGAGCGACGGGAGAAAUAUCUUGCUCGGCAGCAGGUUGAGGCAGUGGAUUCGGUGUAA
Molecule: messenger RNA, 912 nt
Organism: Fraxinus pennsylvanica
Lineage: Eukaryota; Viridiplantae; Streptophyta; Magnoliopsida; Lamiales; Oleaceae
Source: the annotation of a GenBank genome assembly